UUGCGAAAACAGAAAGUAAUGAAUUGCAACAAUCCUUGCGGUUCAGUUCUUCAACUUGAAUGUCGACAACUGUAUCUUAAACGUACGUACGUUAAAUUUUUUGGACUCUUGAAAUCUUACGCUUGUGAGUAGCCUAUCUGAACUCAAUACAGUACUUGAAGUGAAAUAGCCUAUUCUAUCAACGAAACCCUCCCGAUAAACAAGCCGGAUCGUGAGGAGAUCCGGACACUGUUAGAAUCAACAUUUAGAGCCAAAGGGACGAUAAGUCCGCCAAUGCUAUGACAGAUAUACUUGACUUUAUCGAGAGAUCUGGAAAAAUGUUGCACAUCUAGGACUAAGGUACACUAUCUAUUGGCUUCACAAUUGAUAAUUGCAUCGAGGAUGAGGGAUACAUUUCCCCGACCAACUUUGUGUGGCUCAGGGGACAUUAAAGUUACGCUGGUACCAACAUUUGUAUGGGCGAGUCGCUGCAAUAAAUCUGCGUGCUGGAUUCAGCUUCACAUUCCAUUUGGAUUGAUUUACAAAGACGGAGAUUUGACAUAUGGACAACAAUGUGUUUAUAGUUUUAUAUACAUGAGAACUUUAAGGAUGUGACAUCAAGGCUUAAGUCGUGGUAUUACCCAUUGUCCUGUUGGGCUUGUUUUGAGCUCAAGUUGAUUGUGGUGUCAAUUAAACUUUCACAAUAUGGACGAGCUAGGAAAUCAUGUAGGUGUGAUAUCGGGACGACACUGACAAAAAUUCUUUUCCAAACAUUUGAAUGUUCAUCUAAUUGUCAUCCGAGAUUGUCACUGUCUUUGUCGUCGAUGAUAGUUCUUUGAUGUUUUAGUUGGCACACUGUGAUAGACGUCGUCUUUCAGAGCCUUAGCACAUCAUUCGCUUAAUAUAAACAUCUUUGAAAUGGCUUCUACACCAAAGCUCACUACAUUAGUACGAGAGGCAAUCUUCAAGUGUACCUGCACGACACUCUCAGCCACGGUCAUGCUAUUUGAAGAAGCGAUGUUAACAAGCCUCGUGACGCAGGUCUUUUAACUCGCAACGUACGGCACGUUUGACGAUCUUGUUGAUGUUACAAGUUGCUUCACAAUGUGGACAAAGCACAGUGACUAUGAAGGAAUGGUCACCGCAGUGGUAGUGAUACGAUCUGCUAAUGACGUAUCAAUUGACAAGAAAAAUAUGGCUGUUUUAAUGGUAAUCGUGUCGAUGUUUACGGAUACUUUCAGUAUGUUAGCUUGACUUGAGAUCUUCAUCGUGGUUAUCAGAGGUGCAAAGAAAUAUCGCUGUGUUUGACCAACAUGGUUUCAGAGUCGAAUAUUUCGUUAAAAAGGGAAUGAGUGAUCUUAGUGCGAUCCAUUUUAGCUGUCAUUCUAGUUGAGGAUGUAGGUGCUUAUCGCUUUGCUAAUAUGUGCUAAACAUUUUAUCUGCCGACAUGCCGUUUGCUUUUUAUCUGCAUUCGACAUCAACAAUGAAGCGGUAUCGACACAGAGACCAGUAGACAUGCAUAUGAUAAUAUUUGUCGCGUACGAAAGAAAGUGAUUCUAUAGCAACAAUAAAAAUACGCGCAUUGCAUUAUUUAUACUAUCCUCACCAUACGGUAUUUACAUCUUAAUGUUAACGUCCACGAAUGCUUGGACUUGGAAAU
This is a messenger RNA of Plasmopara halstedii, 1639 nucleotides long. RefSeq lists its product as uncharacterized. Bases 382 to 594 code for a protein of 70 amino acids. The transcript has a single exon. Lineage: Eukaryota; Oomycota; Peronosporomycetes; Peronosporales; Peronosporaceae. The record is from RefSeq and is a predicted model, not a curated record.